AUGAUACUUAAAAGUACCAACGUCAUCAACAAUUUCUACUUGAAAUUAGUCGUCCAAGUUGAUUGCAUUUUGGGAAUGUUUCAUACUUUGAUUCGUAUGGAAUGCAACUUGGCUAAAGACAGCACCGGGUCUGGCGACAUGAAGAAUUCUGAUAAUACAAAGAAUGCAAGGUUUAUCACUUGUAUUGACAAUCACACCGAUGAAAAGGUGAAACAUACUGAUUUGAAAGAAAAUCCAAUUAACCAAUUAAAUUGGUCUAUGUACUGA
Molecule: messenger RNA, 267 nt
Organism: Hemisphaericaspora subhashii
Lineage: Eukaryota; Fungi; Ascomycota; Pichiomycetes; Serinales; Debaryomycetaceae
Exons: 1
Coding region: 1-267 (88 amino acids)
Source: RefSeq, a predicted model, not a curated record